This is a messenger RNA of Tremella mesenterica DSM 1558, 448 nucleotides long. RefSeq lists its product as uncharacterized. The transcript is spliced from 3 exons. The coding region runs from base 62 to 403 and encodes 113 amino acids. Lineage: Eukaryota; Fungi; Basidiomycota; Tremellomycetes; Tremellales; Tremellaceae. The record is from RefSeq and is a predicted model, not a curated record. Gene Ontology annotation, molecular function: structural constituent of ribosome. Gene Ontology annotation, cellular component: ribosome; cytosolic large ribosomal subunit. Gene Ontology annotation, biological process: cytoplasmic translational elongation.
AUAAACGUCAAGCCCGCUGUUACAGCUUAAAUUGGUUUGCGUGCCAUAUUUAUUCGACAAAAUGAAAUAUAUCGCCGCUUAUCUUCUCCUCCAAACCGGAGGCAACGCCUCUCCUUCCGCUAGCGACAUCACUUCUCUCCUCGAGACUGUCGGUAUUGAAGUUGAUGGUGACCGUUUGGGUAAACUCAUCUCUGAGUUGGAAGGCAAGGACAUAGCCACUCUCAUCAACGAAGGUUCGGCCAAACUCGCUUCCGUCCCCUCGGGAGGUGGUGGUGGCGGUGGUGCCGCUGCUCCUGCUGCCGCCGCCGGUGGUGCUGCUCCUGAAGCUGCGAAGGAAGAAGAAAAGAAGGAAGAGGCUAAGGAGGAAUCUGACGACGACAUGGGCUUUGGUCUGUUCGACUAGAGCGUUGGAGUUAUUUGCAAUUUAUGCAUCUACUUGCAUCCUCUC